CGGGAACUGGCGCGCCAGACCAUGGAAGUGAUCAACGGGCUGACCGCAAAAAUGGUCAACGCCGGUUUUCCCGAAAUUCGCUGCAGUCUUUGCAUCGGUGGAAUGGCAGUGAAAGAACAGACAGAACUUUUCCGCCGCCGGGGUAUCCACAUCCUUGUCGCGACGCCGGGUCGUUUGAUUGACCUCCUGGAGAAGAAAAUCUUCAACCUUGAGGUGUGCCGGUAUUUGGUUUUGGACGAAGCCGAUCGUAUGAUCGACAUGGGCUUCGAAGAGGAGGUUCGAACGAUCUUCUCCUAUUUUCGCUCGGCACUGGUUAAGCCAGUCACGGUGAAUGUGGGUCGUGCGGGCGCUGCCAGUCUGAACGUCUCACAGGAUGUCGUCUACGUGAAGCACGAGGCCAAGAUCCCGCAACUCCUCGAAGCCCUGCAGAAAACUCCACCGCCUGUAAUCAUCUUUGCUGAACGUAAGCAGGAUGUUGACAACAUCCAUGAAUAUCUACUGCUCAAGGCCGUCAGUCUUUUUAGAAGCAGACAGCGAGAUGUCCUUGUGGCAACCGAUGUCGCUAGCAAGGGUCUGGAUUUCCCCGAUAUACUCCAUGUCAUAAAUUAUGACAUGCCUGAGGACAUUGAGAACUACGAUGCGGGCACAUGUUUCAAAAAGAAGAACAUUUCUUGUGCUAAGUUGUAG
This is a messenger RNA of Dibothriocephalus latus, 687 nucleotides long. NCBI's taxonomy places the organism in Eukaryota, Metazoa, Platyhelminthes, Cestoda, Diphyllobothriidea, Diphyllobothriidae. The record is from the annotation of a GenBank genome assembly.